UAUUACAUUUUCAUUAAUCAAUGAAAAAAAUAUAUUAUUUUAGAAUUUGAUAGAGAGAUUUAUGAUUCUGAAUGAUAUCUAAAGAUACAUUUCGUUUGUUGAUAGUAUCAUUUGAAAGGCGAUCAAAAUAAACGAGUAUGUGUAUCUUCAGAGGUGCGCGGUUGUAAGCAAAAUGCUUUCGACCUAUGGUUUUAAUAUCGAUCGAUUCUUUUAUUUUCUCAGCUGAAUUGUAUUGUUCUAUGUAUUUAACGUAAGAGAAGAGAAACAUAACCUCUCGUUUAAGAGAAAACGUACGCAUGCGAGAAAGUUUCUUAGAGUGUUUUAUUAAUCAUAUAAACAAUGACCGUUUGGGAACGAAUGCGAAAUCCGUGCGGAUGGAGAGGAGGUGCUAAACAAAUAUCUGUUGACGCUAUGAUACCGCUAUUUGCGGUACCCCUUUUGGCGAUAAUCGCCGCCCAGUCAUUUCUUUGUACCGUCGUAAUAUUUCUCGCAACGCCUAUUUUGGUAUAUUAUUUGCAUCAUAAUUUCUUGAGGUUUCUAUUAAGAACAAAAUUUUUUCUCAUGUGGACGAUUACGAGUGUGUUGAUGCUGAUGGUAGUUUUUGAAGUCAGUGUUGUGCCGUUACUUGAAAUAUUACCGGAGGAAAAUUUUUUCUUUAUAUUGUGCGUUGUCGGAGGCAUAUAUUGCGGCUUUAAGACAAGACUGAAUGCGGAUCAUGCUGCUCAAGAAGGUGCUACGGAACAAGGUUUGGAGCUUGGGGAAGGAAGCGGAGAGUUAUGCGUAACUUGUAGAAGAAGAGCACCGCCUAAAGCUUAUCACUGCCGAAUGUGUCAAACAUGUAUACUUAAUAGAGAGUAUCAUUGUAAAUGGUUGGAUUGUUGCAUCGGUUCCAGUAACUUACAGUGGUAUCUUGGAUGUUUAUUAUUUUCAGCGACAGCUUUUAUUUAUGGCUCUAAUCUGACUAUGACCACAGUAUGUCAUCCUUUUAUUUUAAUUGGUACGGUGCUCUUACCAGACGACUGCAGUGAUGUUUAUCAUCAGUUAGACAUUGCUCUCUGCUUCAUCUCAGCACUCUACAGCCUACUCGUUGGCCUAGUGGUAUUUUGUUAUUUAAUGCAUCACCUCUGGCUUAUUUAUCUUGGAACAACGUCGAACGAGCGUCGUUUACGAAUAUCUAGAAAUCAAUACGAUCAUGGAAUCUUAAAAAAUGUAUCUCGGUUAUUUUGUUGCAAGACUUAGUAGAUACAAAUGAUAAAUAGUCUAGGGUAUUGUACUUUGUACAGAGCAUAUUUUAUUUGUUGCCAAGAGAAUAAAAUGACCAUCAAUACUAAGAAUUAAUUUGAACUACGAUCGUCAAGCCAGGUACUUAAAAAUAUUUUAGUAUAUUUCUUUUAUUGAUAAUAUUUAUUUAUUUGUAUUUUUCGAUGUCUUUAUUACAACACUUUUUAGUAGGAUAAGUUUUUUCAUUGAAUUCAACGUGGAUGUGUCAUAAAUUGUGUGAUAUACUAAUAGCAAUUAACGUAUAUCAAGCACUAUAAUGACAUAUCGCAAUAAUAGUAUAUCAGUCAUAAAUAAAAUUUCUGGUUAUUACGUCAGGAUGUUACUAUGUUUAGUAUUUAUAUACAUUUAUUGUAUAACUGUGAUAAAGUACUUAUUACGUGCUAAUUAAUUAUUUCUUUAAAAACGAAAUAUAAAAUCAAAAAUAUGUAUAAUUUAUAUAAAAUCUUUGAACUAUAUAUUGUAUAAAAGUGACUAUUCUAUCUGUGAAACUAAUCAUAUCGUUAGCGUAUCCGCUCCGUGCGAAGCCAUGGUAGGGGAAGCCGAAGUGGACACUAGCGCACGCAGUGGAUAACUUUGGCAAUAAAGGACGGUGUUUUUUAUUUUGGAGUUAACAAAACAUGUGUGACAAUUAAUUUUAUAUUUUUAAAAAAAUGGGUAGAAAUAGCCAUCGCAGUUGCUGUGUAGUAAAUUGUAAAAAUACGAGUGCAAAAAGUCAUUGUAAAUUUUAUAAAUUUCCGACUGCCAAAUGGAAAAUCAAUCAAAGAAAAAUGUGGGUAGCUGCAGUGAGGAGGCAAAAUCCUGAUGGAUCACAGUGAAUUCCCAAAUCAUACGAUUAUAUUUAUAGUAAUCAUUUUAUUGGAGGCAAAAAAUCCGAAGAGGAGUUAAGUCCUAGCUAUAUUCCUACAAUAUUUCCUCCAAUUUACAAGUAUCGAAAAGUGAAUGAACUUUCUGCUGAGAACAGGUACAAGCGUUUAAAGGAUCGUCGAAUGAAAAAUAAAUUAUCAUCAACAUCUUAUACUGAGCCACCAAUUAAUGAAUUUGUUGAAAUAAUGAUUGAAAAUCCACCAGUAUCACCACAGAAAGUCGACCAAGGGUGUCAAGUAGACUUUUACUCAAAUUUUGAUGUAAAUUCUCAAACAGAAAUUACAGAAGUUACUGGAGCAACCAAAGUUAAUUAUACUAAUAAAAAAUAUGUAACAACAAAAUGUAGGACAGUUCAAAAGACAUUUGUUGAUCAAGAAAGUCAAGCUGAUGAUUCACGAUUUGCAAGAUUUUCAUCAAUAACUAAGACUUAUGAGUUAAUUGAUGUUGCAGGUGUUACUUUUGAAAAUUUUGAAUUUUUAUUAAAAAUAAAACUUAAAAUUGAUAACAA
Messenger RNA from Polistes dominula (European paper wasp), 2653 nucleotides. It is a transcript of the gene GABPI, whose product is annotated as zinc finger DHHC-type palmitoyltransferase GABPI. Gene Ontology annotation, cellular component: Golgi apparatus; endoplasmic reticulum. The record is from RefSeq and is a predicted model, not a curated record. Gene Ontology annotation, biological process: peptidyl-L-cysteine S-palmitoylation; protein targeting to membrane. Lineage: Eukaryota; Metazoa; Arthropoda; Insecta; Hymenoptera; Vespidae. Gene Ontology annotation, molecular function: protein-cysteine S-palmitoyltransferase activity.